GCAACCUGUUGAGAACAAACUCGCCCCUCAGCGGCACGCGCGCGUAAACCUCCCCGCCACGCGCAGGCGCCUGAAUCUGCAGCACCGAAAGGGUUAAUAACCCCUCCCGCCCCCUCCCCACUUCAUCAACACGACCACUACGCACGGAGCGGCUGGCUGGAGGUUAGUCGGGCUGUUGCGGCGCAGAGCGGAGUGUGGACGCGGCGGCGGGCGGCGGGCGGCGUACAGCAGCGCACCCGAACCAACUUCUUGGAUAAAAGACGCCAGAAGGACCCGACUGAAAUAACAAGCGAGGUGCCAUGUCGGCGCAGAGGAGGGUCUCGGGGUUUGACAGCGCUCGGUCCCGUUACUACUGAGCGCGCGUGAGUAAAGAAGAAGAAGAAGAAGAAGAAGAAGAAGAAGAAGAAGGGAGAACGCGCUGCUUUUGGUGCUUGUUCUGGCUGCCGUCUCGCCUCCCCGAUGGACGGGCAACGGGGCUUUUACGAGAUGGACAACCCGGCGGAGAACCCCAGCAAGGCGGUGGAGUACCUCGCAGAGCUGAACAAGAUCAUCGAGACGCAGCAGGGGCUGCUGGAGAAGCAGCGGGUCCGGAUCGAGGAGCUGGAGCUCCAGGUGACGGACCUCUGCAAGGAGAACGUGUGCCUGAAGGAGCAGCACCAGCGGCACCUGCUCGCCUGCAGGCUCCAGCAGGGCAACCACUCCGGCCUGGUAGCCAUCAAGGAGAACGCCGCGCAGGAAAAAGCUGAAAGUGGAAGUUCAAGAAGUGUCAGGCGACACGCCUCUUUGCCCGUAGAAGUCUCAGAGACCCCUCUAAACCUUAUUGCCCCACCGUGUAGAAGAAGCUACCCCUGUCGCAAAUGGAAGUCAGCAUCUUUUGGACCAGACACGGGAGUCCGCAGCUCCGCCAUGACUCACAGACGCCGCCAUUACUUCGUGGAAGGUGAUGCUGCGGGCAGCGAGGUGGGCGCCUCUGUGGAACCCGGGGGGGUCUAAAGCUGCAUCCCAGUGAGCCACAGCGGUGGCCUGGGCCCCGACCACCUGGACA
Molecule: messenger RNA, 1045 nt
Organism: Gasterosteus aculeatus aculeatus (three-spined stickleback)
Lineage: Eukaryota; Metazoa; Chordata; Actinopteri; Perciformes; Gasterosteidae
Gene: iqsec1b
Product: IQ motif and Sec7 domain ArfGEF 1b
Biological process (GO): actin cytoskeleton organization; regulation of ARF protein signal transduction
Molecular function (GO): guanyl-nucleotide exchange factor activity
Source: RefSeq, a predicted model, not a curated record